AUGCCGUCUGAUGCUCCUGAGAAGAGUACCAUCAUGAAGCUGGUAACGAACGAUGGCGAAACUUUUGAUGUCCCUCUGGAUGUGAUAAGACUUUCUACCACGAUCAAUACUAUGCUUCAAGACCUCGGUUUGGACAGUGAAUCAAGCGAUCCGAUUCCGAUAUGCAAUGUAUCCGGUCCAAUCAUGAAGAAGGUGUUAACGUGGUGCACUUUUCACAAAGAUGAUCCACCUUGUACGGAUGAUUCGGAUAAUAGAGAAAAGCGCACGGACGAUAUUCCUAGUUGGGACGUGGAGUUUUUGAAAGUUGAUCAGGGCACUUUAUUCGAACUUAUUCUCGCUGCAAAUUACCUUGAUAUCAAAGGAUUGCUCGACGUUACGUGUAAAACUGUGGCAAAUAUGAUAAAAGGGAAAACUCCUGAGGAGAUUCGACGCACCUUCAACAUCAAAAACGACUUUACUCCUGAAGAGGAAGAGCAGAUCCGCAAGGAAAAUGCCUGGUGCGAGGACUGA
This is a messenger RNA of Cylicostephanus goldi, 510 nucleotides long. The record is from the annotation of a GenBank genome assembly. NCBI's taxonomy places the organism in Eukaryota, Metazoa, Nematoda, Chromadorea, Rhabditida, Strongylidae.